This is a messenger RNA of Phytophthora infestans T30-4, 546 nucleotides long. RefSeq lists its product as uncharacterized. The coding region runs from base 1 to 546 and encodes 181 amino acids. The transcript has a single exon. The record is from RefSeq and is a predicted model, not a curated record. Lineage: Eukaryota; Oomycota; Peronosporomycetes; Peronosporales; Peronosporaceae.
AUGUACAUUUUGUCCCAGUUCCCGAUGAAUGCACGAGUAAAUCUACCGGAGUUCGUGCAAGGAGCAGAGCGAGCAGCCCACACAGUGCUGCAAAGACUCUACACACAGGACGUGGAGGAGACCAAGAGAUUCCUAGAGCAGUUGGCGACACCAGAUAGCCUUACGGCUUUGCUACACAAACCGUCAGCUCCUAUAGUAGACGGGUCGAAGAAAGAUCGCGUGAUUUUGGAGCAGCUCAGCGUGAAUACGGCGGCACUGGACGCUGUGGCGUAUAUCUGGGAGAGAGUUGAUGAGGAAGUCAAUAGCGAGUGGCUUUCGAUGCGAGUGCAGUACGACGUCACGGAGCACUUGCUGGUAUCGCCGGAUGGUGGAGAAGGUAUUGAAGACAGGCGUGCCAUCAACACACAGUUUGCCUGGACCUUCGAGGCCGAUGUUACCAAGCCGGAAGAAGUGGAAUGGGCCAUUGUUAGAGCCACGCCGUUUGUUGAAAAACCGGCAGUGCUCACGACGGACGCUGCACAGAAGGAGGAAGACGAGAAGAAAUGA